GUGUCGUUCCAGUCGCGGAGGCCAAGACUGUGUGCGUUGGAUCCGAGAUGUUCUACAAAAUGUGUGAAUCUAACGAGCUGGACAUGACGUUCCACCUGUUCAUCUGCGCCCUCGCUGGAGCAGGAGCUGCAGUGAUUGCAAUGAUCCACUACUUGAUGGUGCUGUCUGCCAACUGGGCCUACGUGAAGGACGCCUGCCGAAUGCAGAAGUACGAGGACAUCAAGUCGAAGGAGGAGCAGGAGCUUCACGACAUCCACUCCACUCGCUCCAAGGAGCGUCUCAACGCCUACACAUAAAGAGCGCCGCGAGGCCUGGCCCUGCCUCUCCGGCCUCUCUCUCCAUCUCUCCUCUUUCUUUCUAUCUGUUCCUCCCUACCAGCCCCUUUCCUGGGGAGGCGGACGGCGCCUGGGGCCCUCGCCACUGCUGAUAUACCUGGUGCGUCACGUGACAAUGUGGUCUAAGGGGUGCGUCACACAACUCCUCAGUCACAAGCAGCAUUUCAAAAGAAGAAGCCCCUUUACCUCCUCAUGGAUGCCCCCCAGCUCUCAUCACAGCAGGUCUUAUAGUUCUUUAGUGCUGUUUUAGUGGCGUUUGCAGAAUUACAGGUAGCGGUAAUAUUUCAGCUUUUUAUUUUUAUUAGUGUAGAACUUUUGCUCAUUCAUGUUUUUUUUUUCCUUUAGCUGAUUUGUGAGGGGGUCAAAAGGGGCUU
Messenger RNA from Nematolebias whitei (Rio pearlfish), 709 nucleotides. RefSeq names its product neuronal membrane glycoprotein M6-a. Gene Ontology annotation, cellular component: plasma membrane; filopodium; neuronal cell body. The record is from RefSeq and is a predicted model, not a curated record. Gene Ontology annotation, biological process: neuron projection development. Lineage: Eukaryota; Metazoa; Chordata; Actinopteri; Cyprinodontiformes; Rivulidae.